This is a messenger RNA of Fraxinus pennsylvanica, 378 nucleotides long. NCBI's taxonomy places the organism in Eukaryota, Viridiplantae, Streptophyta, Magnoliopsida, Lamiales, Oleaceae. The record is from the annotation of a GenBank genome assembly.
AUGCACUCUGUAAAAGAAAAGGUAAGCAACGCUGCCGCCUCCGGCAAGGAGCAUAUCGAUAUCACGAAAGCCAAAGCUCAAGAGAAGGUGGAGAAAGCUACAGCGAGGACUAAGGAAGAGAAGACAAUAGCUCGUGAGAAGAGGAAAGCCAAAGAAGCUGAAGCUAAGAUGAAUCUGCAUGAAGCCAAGGCAGAGCACGCGGAUGAGAAAUUGCACGGACAUCAUCUCCACCACCACCACGAGCCAGUGAUUGGAACCCAUGGGCAUCAACAUCAUCAACCGGUGGGAACGGCGGUUCCAACAACAGGUGUACCAGCUCCUACCUAUCCCCCAGGUGGCCAGUUUCCUUCCGGACCGACUCAUCAUAAACAUGUUUAA